GAGACGAAUAAACAGGAUCUUUUAAAACUUAAAGAUUUUAAGAUUUAUAUCCAGUUAAUGAUAUUUAAUUUAAUCCUAAAAAUGAAUAAGAACUUGCAACUUUUGGUUCUGAAGGAAAAAUAAUAUGGUUUUGAAAUAAUCUAUUAGUACUACAUGUCCUUCGUUUGA
This is a messenger RNA of Ichthyophthirius multifiliis, 168 nucleotides long. RefSeq lists its product as hypothetical. The transcript has 2 exons. The annotation marks the transcript as partial. NCBI's taxonomy places the organism in Eukaryota, Ciliophora, Oligohymenophorea, Hymenostomatida. The record is from RefSeq and is a predicted model, not a curated record.